Paramecium pentaurelia is the source of this 899-nucleotide messenger RNA. The record is from the annotation of a GenBank genome assembly. NCBI's taxonomy places the organism in Eukaryota, Ciliophora, Oligohymenophorea, Peniculida, Parameciidae.
AUGCAAUCCCCUCUUUAAACACUUGACAGUUUAGACUAAACAAAAGCUUACUAAAUGCCUGAUUAUAUAGAUAGUUAAAAAAAUGCAAGUUGUUUGGAUAUUUUGGGCACUUAGACUGGAGUUUACAUUUAAUAAAAAUUUGAAAAAUUCUAGAUGGGAUUAAAUAUAUUUAAAGUUUACGCAUCCAACCAAUUAGGAGAAGAAAUCAAAUUUAAGUAACUAUUCAAAUGCAAAGAGAUAUCUUCUAAUUGUACAAGAUUUUGGUUGGGGUACUUCUUUCAAUUUAUUUAGUCCAAAAACAAGGCCAUUUGAGAUGAUAGUAGAUAACUCUCAAAGUAAAGAUUUAUAGCCAGACAUAAAUAAAAAAUUGCCUUAAAGUUCUGAUCGAACCAUUUUUAAGUUCAAAAGAGAGUACCAAUGUACUUGUUUCUGUUGUAAUAGGUAUAAAUAUUUAUAAAUAUUAAUUUUAGACCUCGUCUUGAGGUUUAUUAUGUAGAAAAUGGUUAAAACUAAUUUUUAGGAUACAUUAUUGAUCCUAUUUAUUGUUGCAGAAUCGGUUGCAAUAUUUUUGAUUCUAAUGACAAUUUGAAAUACAUGAUAGAGGCGAGCGCUUGCCAAAGUUAUUUUUGGUGUAGGUGCCCAUGCAGUGUGGAAUGUAAUAAGGUUGAUUUUACAAUCAAGCUUCCAACAGGUGAGGUAGGUAUUCAAUAUAAUCUUAUAAUUUAGUUGCCCCUAUGUUAAAGUAAAUUAAGACAUGGUGUAAUAGUGAUUCGACUUCCUAUACUGAUAAUAUAAGUGUUAUGUUCCCUUUGAAAGCAUCAAAAGAAGAUAAAGCUUUAAUUCUAGCCGCUACAAUUAUGAUUGAGUUCAUGUAUUUUGAAAGGGAUUAAGAUACAUGA